Pelobates cultripes (western spadefoot toad) is the source of this 402-nucleotide messenger RNA. NCBI's taxonomy places the organism in Eukaryota, Metazoa, Chordata, Amphibia, Anura, Pelobatidae. The record is from the annotation of a GenBank genome assembly.
AUGUCCAACCGCCGACCCACCAAAAAGAACCAGAAAGAAGCUCCAUCGGUGGCGGACAUGCUCACCUCACAGAGGCCUACACUGUGUGGCGUGCCGGCUGCCGCCAGCCCCACCGGACCAGAGCAACGUAACCCCCCCCAAUUGAAGGACCCCUCCCUUGAAGCAUCCUCCAAUGCCAUAUUACACUACCUGGCGGAGGUGAAGGGAUACCUAGCGGAGGAAAUCAAACGCACAGCGGCGGAGGUCAAAGUCGAAAUCACAGCCAUAGGGGCCAGGACCGCUAUUAUUGAGCAGCGCAUGGAGUAUGUUGUUAUAGCUCAUAACUCUGCCACAGCUCUCACCAAUAGUCUGCUCCACAGGAUCACUGACCUUGAGCUGGAAUUAGAGGAUGUUUCCAACUGA